Messenger RNA from Glycine soja, 1978 nucleotides. RefSeq names its product laccase-7-like. Gene Ontology annotation, biological process: lignin catabolic process. NCBI's taxonomy places the organism in Eukaryota, Viridiplantae, Streptophyta, Magnoliopsida, Fabales, Fabaceae. The record is from RefSeq and is a predicted model, not a curated record. Gene Ontology annotation, cellular component: apoplast. The coding region runs from base 89 to 1792 and encodes 567 amino acids. The transcript is spliced from 6 exons. Gene Ontology annotation, molecular function: hydroquinone:oxygen oxidoreductase activity; copper ion binding.
UCUAUAUAUAGACUGUAAAUUUUAAUUUGCUUCGAGACAACAGACAUAUUUUGCUUGAUUUAUUCCAUUAUCGUUCGCGUUCUUCAACAUGAAACGUUUGGUGUUUUCUUUGGCCUGGGCUUUUGCUCUUUUGCUAGCUUGUUCAUUGGUUUCUGGUGCUGUUGUAGAACACACUUUCAAUAUAGGUAACUUGACUGUGUCCCGCUUGUGCAAUGAGGAAGUGAUUACAACAGUCAAUGGAAGCCUGCCUGGACCAACGAUUUACGUUGAAGAGGGUGACACUCUUGUGGUCCAUGCAAACAACAAUUCACCCUACAAUAUUACCCUUCAUUGGCAUGGAAUUUUUCAAAUUUUGACUGCAUGGGCAGAUGGUCCUGAAUCUGUAACUCAAUGUCCAAUACGUCCUGGUGGAAAGUAUACCUAUAGAUUUAACAUAACAGGACAAGAGGGUACCCUAUGGUGGCAUUCCCACUCUUCUUUUCUACGUGCAACCGUCUAUGGAGCUCUUAUCAUUCGCCCUAGAAGAGGAAACUCACACCCAUUCCCUUCAGUUUACCAAGAAGUCCCCAUAUUGCUUGGGGAAUGGUGGAAUGGUAAUGUUGUUGAUGUGGAGAACAACGCAAUUGAAACCGGUAUUGGUCCAAAUUUGUCAGAUGCUUACACAAUUAAUGGCUUGCCUGGAGAUACUUACAAUUGCUCCCAAAAUCAGACAUACCAACUCCAAGUGAAACAUGGAGAAACCUACCUGUUGCGCAUUAUCAACGCUGCACUCAAUGCACAACACUUUUUUAAGAUAGCCAACCACACAUUCACAGUGGUAGCCAUCGAUGCUUCCUACACUCAACCCUACAACACCGAUGUUAUAAUCCUUGCCCCAGGCCAAACCGUGGAUGCAAUCAUAACCACAAACCAAACUUUGGGUUCUUAUUACAUGGCCUUCACUCCAUAUCAUUCCGCCCCAGGCGUUUCAAUCAACAAUAACAUAACCCGAGGCGUGGUCAUUUAUGAGAAUGCCACAUCAGCAUCACCUGUCAUGCCGGACCUCCCAGCCCAAACUGACACACCCACUGCCCACAAGUUCUACACCAACAUCACUGGGUUGGCUGGUGGACCUCACUGGGUCCCAGUAUCACUUAAUGUGGAUCAACAUAUGUUGAUAACUUUUGGAAUUGGGUUAGACCAUUGUCCCGAACUAGAUCCAGAGGGGUGUGGUGGAAGAAAUUUUCGACUCUCCGCAAGUAUGAAUAACGAGUCAUUUGUUUUGCCUAAAGGGCUCUCGAUGAUGGAAGCUUUUUUUCGAAAUGUUAGCGGGGUGUACACUAGAGAUUUUCCAGAUAAUCCUCCAUUUGUGUUUAACUACACCGAUCCAACGUUAGAGACCAAUGGUACAGACAUAGCGUUUGCACCUAAAUCAACCAAGGUGAAGCCUUUGACGUUCAAUUCAACAGUGCAAGUUGUUCUUCAGAAUACGGCUAUACUUGCAAGGGAGAACCAUCCAAUUCACCUUCACAGCUUCAAUUUCCAUGUUUUAGCACAAGGGUUUGGAAAUUAUGAUUCCAACGUGGAUGAAUCAAAGUUUAAUCUUGAUAACCCUCAAAUACGUAACACGAUUUCGGUGCCGGUAGGAGGAUGGGCCGUUAUUAGAUUCCAAGCAAAUAAUCCAGGUAUAUGGCUAGUGCACUGCCACUUGGAGACUCAUUUGCCAUGGGGGUUAGCCAUGGCUUUCGAGGUUGAAAAUGGACCUGAACCAUGGGUGCUGCCUCCGCCACCAGCUGAUUUGCCCCAAUGCUAAGUGAAAAAUGCACCAAUUCACUCAUACCUUACAAAUUUUAAAAUAAAUGAAAGGAAGAUUUGAUCAUAUAUUUAUUUACUAUUACUUUUGACGAUGUGAAUUCCUAAUUCAAUUUGUUUGACUGGGAAUAAAGAAAGUAUGAUAAAUAAUGAUGGAAAACUUAUCUUAAUUAUUCUACUCGGUUCA